GCUAUGAAUUUUGUGUGCAGGCUGACGGGGUAGCAGCCAAUUAUUUUUAUUUUUUUUGCAGCCAUCAUUCUUUGCGUCGGUGUGCAGCAGCGGGGAAGAUUCAGCGCACAUUGCUACAGUAGGUAUAUUUUUCUGGAUCAAGACGAUGGAUGAGUGCUCAUCCGGAUCUAUUCCUGCAAACACAGCGGACGGGCGAGAUUUUUUAUUCCAAACGCAUCCGCAUCUCCCGUAUGUUGCAAGGUGUCUUUGAAAAGGGUACGGACCUCUGGGGGAAAUGAGAAGAAAGGUCUAUUUUGACUCACGCCUGUCGAGAUGGAGGCGUCAUUAAGAAGACCUGUGCAUUCAAGAUCAAACGCACCUCAUUAGAUCAUUCAGGAUCAUUGUUAAUCUGCGUAAGAGCAAAGGAGCAUAGUUGAGCUGUGACCUGCACUUUUUUUUUGUCUAUGAGCACUGAAUCACAAAGAAGAUUGAUCCCACCGUCGUCCCAAUGUAGGAACUGCUCCCUCCGAUUCCCACAACUUCUACUCUUGCUUGGAUUUCAGCAUUCAGUUAAAUCCACCAGGACAGAGUAUGCCAUCUGCACCUUUCCACAGAAUCCUACGACCCCUUCUGCUCGGCACGUUCAUACUGGGAUGCUUUGUGACUCUGUUUUUGAUGUAUUUUAAACCAUCCACCAGCUGGUUAUCAGGUCCUGUCGAGUCAACAGUAUCCACAGACCGGGAAAAGAGCCUCUUCUCCACCAAGAGUGAUAAAAACGUGACCACCGUGCUGAUCUGGCUCUGGCCUUUUGGACAAACCUAUGACCUGGGCGUGUGCAGCUCCCUAUUUAACAUCGAGGGCUGUUUCAUCACCGCGGACAGGAACUUCUACAACAAGUCAGAUGGGGUCGUCAUCCAUCACAGAGACAUUUGUACCGACCUGUCCAACCUGCCGCCUGUCCAGCGACCAUCCUUCCAGAAGUGGGUAUGGAUGAACUUGGAGUCGCCAUCGCACUCCUCCCAGCUGCCUGGGAUCGAGAACAUGUUCAAUCUGACUCUCAAUUACCGUCAGGAUGCUGACAUUGAAGUGCCUUAUGGGUCCAUCGUAGCAGCGGAGGGCGAGGAGGACUUUGUCCCACCCAGCAAAGACAAACUGAUCUGCUGGAUUGUGAGCAACUGGAACCAGGACCAUGUGCGUGUGAAAUACUACAAUGAGCUGUACAAACACAUUGAGGUUCACGCGUACGGACAAGCCUUUGGGGAGUACAUCGCUGACCAGGACUACUUUCCCACCAUCGCCAGCUGCAAGUUCUACCUGGCUUUUGAGAACUCCAUCCACAAGGACUACAUUACUGAAAAACUGUACAACCCGCUCUCUGUGGGGUCAGUGCCAGUGGUUCUCGGCCCUCCCCGGCAGAACUACGAGAACUUUAUCCAGGGAGACGCCUUCAUCCACGUGGACGACUUCACCUCGCCCAAGGAGCUGGCCGAUUACCUGCUGCUCUUGGACAAGAACGAGGAAAUGUACCUCAGGUACUUUGAGUGGAGGCGGCACUUUAAAGUAAAGAAGGCCUAUUUCUGGGCAGAGCACACAUGCCUGGCUUGUGAUUACCUGCGUAGGCACAAGGAGUACAAGGCAUUCAAUAACCUUGACAAGUGGUACUGGGGAGAAUAGUGCUUUGAAGGGCUAUGCAGUGCUUGUUUUGAUGUUAAAGGCAGUGCUUUAAGAUUUGUGUCCUUCAGUUAACUAGAAGGUUCAUUACUGUUCUGUCAAGAGCUCCCAAAUGAUGUUUUUCUAUUGGUUCAGUGGCCCAGUGAGACAUCCAUCUUGUGUUUUUAUUAUUAUUUGCAAGCCAAUUUUGCUACACCGUACUUUGCCUUUUGUGUUAUUCAUUUAUUUAUUUUUGAUGAACUACAUCUGCACUACAUGUUUUAUUGUUAUUUCAACCCAUGUUUUGCUUAACAUGAUGACAUUUGCUGCUAUUUUCUUACGUUUUAGUUAUUUUAUUAGCAUGAAUGCUUGAUUGUAUGGAUGCUCCUGUAUGACAGAUGGCUUUCAUGGUGCAAGGUUAUUGUUUUUUUUUCUUUAAAUAUCACCUAUCAUGAAGUGGGACAUUUGAAUAGUGUUGGCUGCAGAAGGAGACUGACGUAAAAAGUACAAAUAUUUAUGUAAUAUUUAUUCAAGUAAGGCAUUAUAUGAAAAAAACAACAACAAUCUCAUCUGUGCUAGUGAUACAGUCACCUAUGCAGUGUUUACCGAACUCAAAUGUGAAAGUAGUUCAAUUGUGUCAUGUACAUAUUGUGUAUUUUUGGAAUUAUGUAGCUGUCAUUUCCCCCUACAUAGUUUUCAUUUGCACUGCUAAGCCAACUGUUAUCUUUCGUUACAAAAUGUACAGUAAGACAGAAGGACAUUGUGUUAUGUGGUUGUAGACGAGAUAUGGUGAUCAUUACCUGUUCUCCGACAGCAGACGUGACUCUGCUCUGUGAGAGGGAGGUUACUAUUUUAAUCCUGUUGUGAAUUGUUCAUUAUCACAUGUGAUGGUGUCACAGUGAUGAUGAUCGUACAAUACAGGGCCAAUACUGUAUUAUGAAACUCCUAGACACCUCAUUAUGUUGCAUUCAAAUGAGAUCUUUCAUUUUUAACCGAAUACAGUGAUGAGAAAGAGCACAACAUUAGCAUAUUACUGAAGCAAUUUAGCUGUGUGUACUGUACUGUCAUCCGCCAAUGUGACAUCAAAUAUUAACACUGAUACCUUCAACAAUUUCAAGCCGAUGUUACCUGGUGAAGUGGGUGAUGAUCAAGAUCAUAACAGAUCAGAUGAGAUCUGCCCACGUUUGCAACAAUGUGAAAGAUGUGAAAAAGAUAACUGCGAGUUUAUCCUUAUAACUGUCUUUGAAUCUCCACAUUUCAGAGUUGUGUGGGAAGUGAGAGUUGCAUGUGAAGAUGUUUUCUGGAUUUAUUUUUGUUUACACUCCUGUUUACAGUUUUGUGGCUUGCCAGACAGCCUACACCACUCAAGAUCACACAACAAAAAGCAUCAGCAUCUGUAGAUAUCCCAUUCCUUUUAAAUGUUGUAAGAACAGCCAAUCCACUGAACAAUGCAUCUCAACAGCACUCAGCAGCUAUUGACAUGAUAGUUACGUUUUUACAGAAACAACUGUGCAAAACCAAGUUAACAUUUUAUGCAAGAUGAGCCGUUGUCUUCAUGGUCAAAGUACUCAAACAUUUUUCAGGUUAUUUUCAUUUCUUUACUGUCAAAGGGACCAUUCAUGUAAAUAAGGAUGAAUUCAAUUAUUUUUCUUAUUGAAAAUGGUUCUAAAUGCCAUAGAGAAACCUGUAUAUAAACCUUGUUGUGAACUGAAUCACCAUCUGGAUCAACCAUACACCGAGGGAGCUCAAACAGACUUUGAUUUAAUGAAGUGAAACAAUGUGUUGUAUAUAUUUUUAAUGUUUAAAUCUCUUUAUAACAUACAAAUGGUGACAGGCAGUGAAUGUGAUUUCGCUGUGAUGUCGGUGCUUUGAGAGGCUGUGAAUGAAGGUGAAAGGAGAGAGACACUUGAAAAGAAUAACCAGCGAUGGAGACAAUGGUUUUAGUUGUGAGGUCUCCAUCAAGGGAGGCCAUUUUACACAGAAGGUUUUUUUUCUUUUUUGAUUAGGCGUAAUCCUGUUGGCAUGACCUAAUUGAAGAAUUCGUGCCAAAAUGCAGCACAGAUAUAGCACUUUUAUUCAUGUGGAGUGGUGUGACUCACUGUGCUGGUGGCUGUCUUUAGAUGGAGCUAUUGUGAGUUCAGAAACUGUCAUCCUAGACUUCGACUGUCCCACAGAUUAACUAUGAAACUGCCACUCUAGGUUUCAUAUUGUACAGUCAAUGGUUUCUUGUCAAAUGUGGUCGGUGACUUUAAGAACAGAAUAUUUUUUUUCUUUGUGUUGUCUGUCUCUUUCAUCCUCUCUCUCUCUUUCAAUAUCUUUUGCACAAAAUCAAACAUGGAGGAGCUGAGGCUUCUCUGUCCCCCGUCUCAGUCUGUGAGUGUGUCACAGCAGCAGAGUGAAUCAGAAAUCUCUGAAUACUGACCAACCUGGCACUGAUUUUGCCGGAGUCCUGAAAAAAACACUGUAUACGAAAUGUUUGUGUGUGGUUGAACAUGGCGAUUUCUUCAGAAAUGCUCAUUUUCUGCCAGUUCACUGAGGGAAUCAGUGAGUCAAUCAGUACAAGUUUUUUGCCAAAUCAUUGUAUUUUGCCAAAUGUUGUGUUUUAACUGUAGAUGUCUGAUAGUGUCAAAGAAAAUAAAAGUAAGGACAAA
Molecule: messenger RNA, 4280 nt
Organism: Trematomus bernacchii (emerald rockcod)
Lineage: Eukaryota; Metazoa; Chordata; Actinopteri; Perciformes; Nototheniidae
Gene: fut9a
Product: fucosyltransferase 9a
Exons: 3
Coding region: 571-1653 (360 amino acids)
Cellular component (GO): membrane
Molecular function (GO): alpha-(1->3)-fucosyltransferase activity
Source: RefSeq, a predicted model, not a curated record